This is a messenger RNA of Aspergillus pseudotamarii, 681 nucleotides long. RefSeq lists its product as uncharacterized. The coding region runs from base 77 to 259 and encodes 60 amino acids. The transcript has a single exon. The record is from RefSeq and is a predicted model, not a curated record. NCBI's taxonomy places the organism in Eukaryota, Fungi, Ascomycota, Eurotiomycetes, Eurotiales, Aspergillaceae.
GUCCAGUCACAAAAGACAACACAAAUUCACUUAUCUACCUAGAUUCCUAGAACCACAAUCAUAUACACCGUACCAAAUGUCCACCCCUCUAGCCCCCAGACUCGCCAGCAGAGCACACUCCCACCUCAUCCGACUAACAACACUCUCCAUUACCACAAGAUCCCUCUCAACGAAAGCAAUGAUCCAGAAAAAAGAAUUCCUCUGUAUCAUGCCCGAUAAGCCUAAUGUUCAGGGGCUUAGGAAGCAAGUAAAAGGGUGAGGUUCUCAUAUCUAUUAUGACCUGUCCUUACAUACCCUAUCUAUAAGUUACAAUCCACCCAGUGAACCUGUACUCACGGACUUUUGAUACCUAGUGCACAUUACGAGGGGAUAAAACCGCUAAUAGCGGCCGGGAAGCUUGUUGAUGGAGGUAAGUCCUGUCCUAUCUACCUCGUAUUCUUAUGGCGAUAUCACCAUUAGCUGGAUACAUCGCUACACUACACUAGCAUUGCGAAGAGACCUCACUGGUAUUUUUAACACAAAACAAAACAGGUGCAAUCCUCGAAACCCAUCCCACAGAGACCAGUGGUACCCAAAUUAAAGGUAGUAUGGUUGUAUACACUGCUGAGAACGAAAAUGAGGUUCGUGGGAUUAUUGAGAAGGAUAUCUAUGCUACGAGUGGGGUUUGGGAUUUGGAGAAGG